Molecule: messenger RNA, 2718 nt
Organism: Seminavis robusta
Lineage: Eukaryota; Bacillariophyta; Bacillariophyceae; Naviculales; Naviculaceae
Source: the annotation of a GenBank genome assembly
AUGAAACCAGGCCGUCUUCCUUCCCUAAUCUUCCUCCUCUUCUUGACGCUGCUCUCCUCAAGCCGCGAAGCGUUUGCAGGCCAUGUCCGUCGUCGUAACAAGUUCAGCCGCAUCCGUGGGGAUAACCGACUCCUGAAAAAGAAUGAAGGAAAUCAAGUGAGCUUGCUGGAUUCCGGUAGUGAUGGUAAAGACGAGGAGCAGGACGAGGAGCCCCAAGAGAUUGCCGAGUCCGCCAGUGUUGUUGGGUCGCCUCAAGAACUCCCACAGGAAGAUCCCUCCGGUGCUGAUGCCAAAGACCAGCAAGAAGCGGUGUCAGAUUCCAGUGGGGGCAAGCAGAAGGGUGACAACAAUGGCAAACAGAAGGACGCAUCCAACAAUGGUGAGACACUCGAAGAAGGAGAAAUCCCGAUUGUGCAGGAAUCCAAUGGCGGUGGCGCCGGUAGUGGUGGCGGUGGCGGUGGUGGCAACCAAGGACAAAAGGAUUCCGAUAGUGGCGGCAAUCAACAAUCGCUACAGGAAGACGUGACACAAGAAGACGUGUCCGAUAGCGAGGAGGGUAGUGGCAAGCCAGAUGGCGGUGGCAAACCGGGACCUAAAGAUGCUGAUAGUGAGGGUGAGACAUUUGAAGAAGGAGAAAUCCCACUUGUGCAGGAAUCCAAUGGCGGUGAUGACGGUAGCGGUGAUGGUGGCAAACCGGGACCUAAGGAUUCUGACAGUGAGGGCAAUCAAGAGUCGCUACAGGAAGACCUGACACUAGAAGACGUAUCGGAUGGUCAGGAGGAUAGUGGCAAACCAAAGCCGCAACAAAAACCUGCGCAAGGUGACAAGCUGAGACCGGUAGACUCCAGUGAAAAUGUUGCCGUACCGGCAGAACCACCACUCGACGAAGCACGCAAUUGCAUACAACAUUCAGAGGAAGCGCUCAAGUUUAUUGCUUCUGUUGGACAUCCCGAAAUGGGAAGUAUGGAAUGCUUCAAUGAUCCUGUGGAUGGUUGUCCUGGAGGAUGUUGCCGUCUUGCUAGUGCUUACUUCAUCUGUGAUGACAGUGGCGAUGCUUGGACUCGGCUGCCUUGUGUGUGCAACAGUUUGACGGCUCCCUGGGAUCUGACCUCUUCAGAAGUAGUUGUGGAAGAUACAACCAUUACAGAGGACACUAACGACGUUGAACCAACCUUGAUUAGUGGUGAUUCAGGGACAGGUGAACAAACUAGCUUAAUCGAACCACCAGAAGACACACCCAAGGAUGAGCCCCCGACGGAAGAACCACCCAAAGUAGACACUGAUGCCACUACUGCUACUAAUGCUGAAGAAGCUGUCAGUCCACCGACCACGGAAAGCCCUACUGAAGGCGAUGCAGCAACAGAUCCAGCAACAUUCGUCCCCAGCUUUGACGAUUCUGAAACUGAAGCUGUGGUUGCCGACGUAACAGUGCCUGUACUUGCGGUAGAGGGCACAUUCGUCCCCAGCUUUGACGAUUCUGAAACUGAAGCUGUGGUUGCCGACGUAACAGUGCCUGUACUUGCGGUAGAGGGCACAUUCGUCCCCAGCUUUGACGAUUCUGAAACUGAAGCUGUGGUUGCUGACCAAACUACAUUCGUCCCAAGCCUGGAGGAAACAGAGCCUGUUGUUGCUCAAGACGGGACCUUUGCACCAAGCAUUGAUGAUUCUGAAACCGAAGCUGUGGUUGCCGACGCAAAAGAGCCUGUACUUGCGGAUGAGGGCACGUUCGUCCCCAGCUUUGAUGAUUCUGAAACUGAAGCUGUGGUUGCAGACCAAACUACAUUUGUCCCGAGCCUGGAGGAAACAGAGCCUGUUGUUACUCAAGACGGGACCAAUGCACCAAGCAUUGAUGAUUCUGACACUGCCAACCCAACUACGCUUGCCCCAAGCCUGGACGAAACAGAACCAGUGGUCGCGGGAGAAGGGACACUCGUCCCCAGCAUUGAUGAUUCUGCAACAGAGGCAGCCAUUGCUGAUCCGACUACCUUUGCGCCAAGCUUGAAAGAUACAGAUGGUGUGGUGUUCAUCCAGAACACUCUCAAGCCCAUUUUGUUUGAUGAUCCGGAUCCAGCCACAUUCGUCCCCAGUUUUGACGAUUCUGAAACGCAAGCUGUGGUUGUCCAGACUACCUUCGUCCCAAGCCCGGAUGAAACAGAUACGGAAAUUCCAGUUGCACCGACAGCAGCUCCAAUCGAGACCACCGAUAGUCCCAUCAUUGCUGUAUCUACCGAGAGUCCUACCAUUGUCGUAUCUGAGCCUGUCGCACUGCUGGGUGGCAGCCCGACGGAAGCCCCAAUAGCAGCUCCACUGGGAGAUCUCAUCGAGACUGCGGAGAAUGCCGGGGGCUAUGAUACGUUUUUGGAAUUGCUGACACAGGCACAACUCGCAGAAACUCUGCAGGGACCUGGUACCUACACCGUGUUCGCGCCUAUGGACAGUGGAUGGCCUCGAGAUGAAGCCCUCGAUUUCUUCCUAUCCUUCCUUUCGGAAGAACAGCUGUUGUCCUUGCUUUCCUACCAUAUUGUCCCUGGAAUUGUGUCGCCUUUUGAUCUUAAAGAUGGCGCAACAAUAACCACCUUGCAAGGAGAUGGAAUUUCUGUCACGUUGAACGUCAGUUCAACCGUACUCAAUGGAGGAUCCACCGUCACUGAUUUGCACGCGGCAAACAAUGGUAUAGUGUAUGAAAUUGAUCAUUUCUUGGUUCCUGGCCCACCUUGA